UCUUGAAAGGGAGACAAGCAAGAUGGGAAAAAUAGCAGGAAAAAAGGCUUUUUUUUAAAUAACAUGCCACCAGAACUUCUGCAUGGUAACAAAGAUCAUCUAAAGCAGCUGGGUAUUUGCAGAAGGCGACUUCGACAGCACACAGAUACUUAAUCUCUAAAUCAAGUUCAACGAUGCAUUAGAGGAAGCUGGAUUGGCUGUACAGAGAUUUCAUACUGAAGGAUGAAUAGUGAAGAAGAGUUUUAUGAUGCCGUUACGGGCUUUGAUUCUGACAAUUCUUCAGGAGACUUUUCAGAAGCAAAUCAUAAAGUUGCAGAAAUGCUUGAUCUAGAUCCACACCAAAGCAAUAGGACUGGAAAGCAUAAUGGAGAGUCAGAGAUUCAAGAAAAUGGAAUUAAGAGACACAGGACAUCAUUACCUGCCCCAAUGUUUUCUAGAAGUGAUUUUAGUGUGUGGAGCAUAUUAAAAAAAUGCAUUGGACUGGAGCUGUCUAAGAUUACGAUGCCUAUUGUCUUCAACGAGCCACUGAGUUUUCUUCAACGGAUAACAGAAUAUAUGGAACAUAUAUACCUCAUUAAUAAGGCUUGUAGUCAUGCAGACCCCCUGGAAAGAAUGCAAGCUGUAGCUGCUUUUGCAGUUUCUGCUGUAGCUUCUCAGUGGGAGAGAACUGGCAAACCAUUUAACCCGCUGUUAGGAGAAACCUAUGAAUUAACCAGGGAGGAUUUAGGAUUUAGGUUUAUAUCUGAGCAAGUCAGCCACCACCCACCUAUUAGUGCAUUUUACUCUGAAGGCCUCAAUAAGGACUUUAUUUUUCAUGGAUCAAUCUAUCCCAAACUAAAAUUCUGGGGAAAGAGUAUAGAAGCAGAGCCUCGAGGAACAAUUACUUUGGAGCUUCUGAAACAUAAUGAAGCUUACACAUGGACAAAUCCAACCUGUUGUGUACAUAAUGUAAUUAUUGGUAAACUGUGGUUAGAACAAUAUGGAACGGUAGAAAUUGUAAAUCACAGUACUGGAGAUAAAUGUGUCCUUAAUUUUAAACCGUGUGGACUGUUUGGGAAAGAGCUUCACAGAGUGGAGGGAUACAUUCAGGACAAAAACAGAAAGAAGCUGUGCGUGAUCUAUGGCAAGUGGACAGAAUGCUUAUGGUGCACUGAUCCCACUACGUAUGAGACUUACAAAAAGAAUGAAAAGAGAGGUGGUGAGCAGAAGAAAUUGAAGCCGAGUGAAGAAGUUAUUAAAUCUGAAAAUGAUGAGGCUGAUGAUAUGCCAGAGGUUCAAGACACGGUGCAGUUCAUACCAGGCAGUAAAUUGCUUUGGAGAAUAAAUUGUAGGCCACCAAACUCAUCACAGAUGUACAAUUUCACCAGUUUUGCUGUGAGUCUCAAUGAGCUAGAAAAGGGCAUGGAAGCAAUAUUAGCUCCCACUGACUGUCGGCUACGUCCAGAUAUCAGAAAUAUGGAAAACGGAAACAUGGAUGUGGCUAGCAAAGAAAAAGAGAGACUAGAAGAGAAACAAAGAGCUGCUCGCAAGGAGCGUGCAAAAGAUGAAGUGGAGUGGCACACACGAUGGUUUCAUCAAGGCACUAACCCAUACACUGGGACUUCAGAUUGGCUGUACUCAGUUUCUUUGUCAGGAAGAUACGCUGUAUCCGGUAGAGCACAUAACAUCCUUGAAAACUACGUAACUUAAAUAAAAUAGAGAUAAUAUCCUUGUUACUUAGUACAAUAGUGAAGAAUCUGAAGUUUUUGGAACUCGGAGCAGGGAUGAAAAGCUAAUAUGGUACCAACAGGAUCAAAUCUAGUACUGUCGAUACUCCCCGUGAAGAGAUGCAUGUGAAUUUCCAUACGGUAUGUAGCACUACGUGGGGACUGGAGCUCCUGGCCCCUCUCUCUCAAUACGAUUCAAUAAUGGAGAGACUCGGGGAAACAAAAACCAACCUGAGCUUCUCAAACUGUAGUUGUCUGUUAGAGUCUUCACAACUUCUGGACACUGUGAGCAUUAAACUGUAUACCUGUGAUAAAAUUACAUAAAGCAUACGUUAGGAGAAGGGAAGGGUGCAUUAAACAGUGUGCUUUUUCUGAAGUCAAAUGCUGUUCUUAAAAUAGGAGAAGCUUCGGAAGCAAUUGCAGGAAUGUAGAGGUGGUUACAAUGUAAAAUAUAUUGCUUGCUACCACUUGGAGGCUUAAAUCUUCUGCACUACCUUCGGCAGCUUUGGCACUAUGUAUGCUUCUAGACUAAACUUUUAUUUGGAAGCACUUUGGUAUGUAUAUCCACACAGGUUCAUAUUUUGGGGAAGUUUUGGUUUGCAUGUUUUUCAUUAUUAGGUCAUGUCUGUUUUGUAUGUUGUGAAAAAGCAGAAUCAACUUAAAGCUUUGGCAGAGUUAUACCUAUUACAAGUUUUCUGUGAGCAUGUGAUGUCAAAAAGUGGGAUUUUUUUGUUCCAUAUCAAACCAUCAAAGCCCUAUAAUACUGGAAAUAAUCAAUUACUGAAUUGAUGCAUUCAUUUUCUUUCAAGUGGUACACUUCGGGGGGGGGUAAAGGGGGAGAGAGGCUUGAAAAAUUAGGUCCUGUAAUUAAAACUAACCCUGAUGUUGCUUCUUUUAUGAAAGUUUUUAAUUGAGUAACCAGGCACAAACGGAGAGCGGCUACACUGCUAUGAAGUUUACAGUAAUUCAGAAAUUGCUGGUGUUAAGCACCAGUAACUUGAGGAAUUUGUGGAAGAACUGGAAUGACUGAUGUCCAAACACAUCUGUGGUUUCAUCCAAAGAGUAGGUUUUUGAAGGGCUUCUCUCCUGGCCACAGGAUUAAAAAGCAAAAGAAAAUGAACAUACUCAUGGAGAAACACUUUUGUAUCAAAUCAUGCAUCUGAUGAGUGGAUUAACUUUAAAUUUGGGGGAAAUUUAGUUGUUGUCUUCAUUGGAAAAAUACGAGAAGCUGUAAAACUUCAAGGCAGUAAGUAAAAGCCUAAUCUGAAAUGUGCUCGUGGCAACAUUUUUCUGUUGCCAGAUAUGGUACUUUGUGCUGAUUGCAAGUCUUUAGGACUCACGAGCUAGAGUUGGUAAUACGGUGCAGACAAUAAGUAGGGUUGUGUUUGUUCCUCGUAAGUGCACGGACACCUGACUUAAAAAGACAUUGCUGAUCCAUAUGGGACAGCAUAAAGAUACUUUUUAUAAAAAACUGGACUUCGGUGACCGUGCUGGGCACUGUAACCCCCUUCCCAAACUUGCUGCAAGCAGCAUAGGGAACCUUUUGUUAGGUGAGGAUUGAAAGGAUUUGUGUAUUAAGCCAGUUUAACAGCUCAUGGGAGUUUAAAACUUGCUUAAACUAAAUACCAUGUUUAAUGCUGGAGUAGUGUUUUCAAAACAAUACAUAUAGAUAGAAAUUGCCUGAAUGGAAAAACUGUGGAGUAAUUGCUAAAGAAAUAUUCUAUUUAUAAGAAGGAAGUGUACAGGUUAGCAUCCCUCUCGUCUAAGUUAUGAUUUAAAUUCAAAGACCUAAAGCCUUGUCAUUUUGUGAAAGCAUGAAAAAAUUGUAACAACGUGUUUAAUCCAAACUUCAGUACAGAAUCUUCGUGGGAUUUAAAAAGAAACGGGGAAGGUUUCUAAAGUAAGAACACUUCAUUAGUUAUGUCUUUACCCCCUUCUCCCCUUCCUUUAGUGUAAAGUUUUUAGUAGAAUUUCAGAUUAAGUUCCAAAUCCAUUCUUCUAAUUUAUUGUUCUUCAUUGACGACACUUACAAAAUACUUUCCCCUCACUGCCGACACAUCUAUGCUUGGCUAGCCAUGGGACUCCUAAUGCUCUGAAAGUGAAAAAGUUUUAUUUUCGAUGCAGAUCUCGCCUCAGUAGUUUACGUGUCAAAACAUGAAUAACUUUGCACCUUUUGAAAGAAUGUCACUUUUGUAACUUGAUUAAACACUGUAUAUAAGAUAACUGUGUUAGUAUAUGUUAAUACAGCUAUGUAGAGAAACCAUCUAGA
Molecule: messenger RNA, 3975 nt
Organism: Haliaeetus leucocephalus (bald eagle)
Lineage: Eukaryota; Metazoa; Chordata; Aves; Accipitriformes; Accipitridae
Gene: OSBPL2
Product: oxysterol binding protein-like 2
Exons: 15
Coding region: 223-1689 (488 amino acids)
Cellular component (GO): intracellular membrane-bounded organelle; cytosol; membrane
Molecular function (GO): cholesterol binding
Source: RefSeq, a predicted model, not a curated record